Dermacentor andersoni is the source of this 1581-nucleotide messenger RNA. The record is from RefSeq and is a predicted model, not a curated record. Lineage: Eukaryota; Metazoa; Arthropoda; Arachnida; Ixodida; Ixodidae.
AUGGCAACGGAAGGUCCGGCAGCGGCGGGUGCAGUGGCGCAAAUCGUGGGUCGACUGGGACACAUCGAGCCCUUUGACGAGUCCACAAGCGACUGGCCGUCGUACGAGGAACGCUUGUCGUCGUUUCUUCAGGUCAACCGUAUCCCCGAGGACGACAAGUUUCGUCAAAUGUUUCCCUCCAUCAAGGUCGUGCCAACGACGCUGAAGCUGCGGACGUUCGACGGAGCCAUCAUCCAGCCUGUGGGAGUGGCUCACGUUGCCGUGCAGUACGGAGAGCAGAGGGCCCAGCUGCCUUUUUAUGUCACGAGAGAAAAGGGACCCCCUCUGCUAGGUCGACAAUGGUUGCAAGCCAUCCGACUCGACUGGAGCCGUAUUUUCAAGCUCAACGCUAUUCCCAGACGUUUGCAGAUCGGCGUGCAUCAAGGGUGCCUCAUGUAUGGCCUGAGGGUUGUUAUUCCGCCCCCUCUUAGGGAAGCCGUGCUCGACGAACUGCACCUCGGUCAUCCCGGCAUUGUGCGGAGCAAGGAGCUGGCUCGCAGCUAUGUGUGGUGGCCGUCAAUUGAUGCAUACUUAGAGACAAAGGUACGAAGUUGCCAAGCCUGCCAGGAACAACGAAAUGAUCCAGUUAAGGCACCUCUGCAUCCCUGGUCAUGGCCGACCGCACCGUGGAGGCGAAUUCACUUGGACUUCGCAGGACCUUUCCGAGGAACUAUGUUGUUAGUCGUUGUAGAUGCUCACUCGAAGUGGCCGGAAGUGUUCGUUAUGCGAAGCACAACGUCCGAGCGUACUGUUGCCUGCUUGCGUGAACUUUUCUGCCGAUUCGGAGUGCCGGAGACGGUGGUGUCCGACAAUGGACCACAACUGGUGUCCGAAGAGUUCAAGGCGUUUAUGCGGAGCGUCGGGGCCAGACACGUCGUGAGCGCUCCCUAUCACCCAAGCACAAACGGUCUGGCGGAGCGUUUCGUGCAGACGUUGAAGUCUGCUCUACGCAAGUCAUCUCCCGGUGAGUCUAUCGACGAAACACUUCAGAACUUCUUAUUGGCGUACAGAAAUACGCCUCACCCUACGACUGGAGAAGCUCCAGCUAACCUAUUGAAGGGUAGACGAUUGCGCACCAGGCUGGAUGCAAUGAAGCCUACAGUGGAGGGGAAGGUGAUGCACAGUCAGUUCACCCAAAUGCAGCAGCGCAGGAGCAACAGGGACUUUUUUUGUGUUAAUGACAGUGUUCUAGUUCGCAAUUACAGAGGCCCAACGAAGUGGGUUCGUGGAACCGUUCUGAAGAAGACUGGACCAGUCUCGUACAAAGUCAUGGUAACCACCCCCCGAGGCAAGUUCAUCUGGCGUCGACAUCUCGACCAGCUGCUGGCUGGCGCCGGCCCUAUGGUGACACCAAGGGCAUCCGACUCCGAUUUCUCGGAGGGGUUCCUGGUCUUCCCUGAAGGUCAGACUGGUGACCAGCCAACGCCAGAAGAGCCGACACCCGGGGAGUCCAUCCCUCCAGCUCCCGCUCCUCCAUCAGAGACAUCGGCUCCGCACAGGCGCUACCCGUCAAGACAACGCCGUCCACCCGAGAGAUACUAA